UCUUCAAAAGCUCGGUGCCCUGGCGCUACCCUGCAGUUGCAAGUGGGCAGAGCCUGUCAUUCGACCUGAACAGGCAGAGCUUGGUUCCUGAACGAGCCUGAAAUCCCCCCUCCCCCCGAGCCCUCCACAAGCUUUACUCCAGGUCUACAAUUUGAAGGGAGAAAAUCCUGCUUCCUGCCUUUGAAAGAAUUAAAGAACGAAACAACGCAGAAUAAUACCCCAAGACGAAAACUACUUACUUCCCUCUGUGCUUGGCAACCUGCACUGGUUCCAGCCUAGGCAGAGCUGUGCCUGGAGGACUAAGCAGCUGUGCUGACCAUGAGCGAGCAGAGCCACGUCAACAGCCUGUUCCUCAACGAGGAUGCAGCCAAGCGGCUUCAUGCUGACAGCCGGGUGCAGCGGUUCCAGCAGGCUGUGCACAAGCGGGCAGCAAGGGCCAAGAAGCGGAUGCACAGCAUCACUGCUGAGAGCGCUAAAAGCUUCUUCAGGAGAAAUGCCUUCGUCCUCUUCACCAUUGCUGCGGUCCUACUAGGGAUUAUCCUGGCCUUCUCCCUCCGGCCCUACCAGCUGACCUAUCGCCAGAUCAAGUAUUUCUCCUUCCCUGGUGAGCUGCUGAUGCGUAUGCUCCAGAUGCUGGUUCUUCCUCUCAUUGUCUCUAGCUUGAUUACAGGAAUGGCCUCACUGGACAGCAGAGUCUCAGGGAAGAUGGGGAUGCGGGCUAUCAUCUACUACAUGGUGACCACAGUCAUAGCUGUCUUCAUUGGCAUCUUCAUGGUGAUCAUCAUACACCCAGGAAAAGGAUCUAAGGACAAACUUCACAGAGAAGGCAGAAUUGAGCAGGUGCAGACCACAGAUGCCUUCAUGGACUUGGUGAGGAAUAUGUUCCCACCCAACCUGGUAGAAGCCUGCUUCAAACAGUACAAGACUCAGUACAGCACCAGGGUCUUCACCAGAACCAUCCUCCACAGCAGCAAUGCCACAGCAGGUGUGGCAGCCACUCAGAUCCCUGUGCCUGAGAAUUUCACCAGCAUCAUGGAGAAUGUCACUCAUGCCCUGGAAACCAUCUCCGAGGUGCUGACCUUUGAAGAAGUCAUUCCCAUCCCAGGCUCAGCCAAUGGGGUGAACGCGCUGGGGCUGGUAGUGUUCUCCAUGUGCUUCGGUUUGAUGAUCGGCAGCAUGAAGCAGAAGGGACGGGCCCUGCGGGAGUUCUUUAACUGCCUCAACGAAGCCAUCAUGAGGCUGGUGGCCAUUAUCAUCUGGUAUGCUCCAAUUGGGAUCAUGUUUUUAAUUGCGGGCAAAAUCCUGGAGAUGGAUGACCUAGCAGUGAUGGGAGGCCAGCUGGGGAUGUACACGCUCACUGUCAUUGUUGGACUCCUCAUUCAUGCCCUUUGCAUCCUGCCUCUGCUCUACUUCAUUGUCACUCACCGAAACCCCUGGGUGUUUAUUGCAGGGCUCCUGCAGGCUCUCAUCACAGCUCUGGGCACCUCCUCCAGCUCAGCAACUCUGCCCAUAACCUUCAGGUGCCUGGAAGAAAACAAUGGAGUGGACAGGCGCAUCACAAGGUUUGUGCUGCCUGUGGGAGCCACAAUUAACAUGGACGGCACUGCUCUGUACGAGGCCCUUGCAGCCAUCUUCAUUGCACAAGUCAACAACUAUGAACUUGACUUUGGGCAAAUCAUCACAAUAAGCAUCACUGCCACGGCAGCCAGCAUCGGAGCCGCAGGUAUUCCUCAGGCAGGACUGGUGACAAUGGUUAUAGUGCUGACAUCAGUGGGGCUGCCUACUGAAGACAUUACACUGAUCAUCGCUGUGGACUGGUUUCUGGACCGCCUUAGAACGACUACAAACGUCCUGGGGGAUUCUCUGGGGGCUGGCAUUGUGGAGCAUCUCUCCCGGCAUGAGCUCGAUGCGCAAGACUGCGAACUUGGUAAUUCUGGGAUACAGGAGAAAGAACAGCUCUCCCACCUGGUUUGCCCACAGAAUGACACCCACAGGCACUCCAGGAGGGAGACAGCACUGUGAAAUUGGGCAGCAAAGUGCAGAUUAAUGCUGUAAAAAGUGAAACAGAAGUCCAGAGUGGAUGACAGAGAAAGAUCCAUUGUGCAAGAUGCUCACUUUUUGAUCACCUCUGCCACAUGCAGUCUUCCCUAAUCCUUGCUCUCUUACUUCUCUCUGACUGGCAUUAAAGAGGAGAAAAUUAAAGUGCAAAGAAAGCCUGGUUUAGUCAUUCUUAUGAGGCCCAAUAGUUAGACCUGAGUAAGGAAGACCUAGUGAAGGAGCUGGACUAGGAGCUCCUUUAUUUCUGAACUAGGUAGCUAGGUGAGUUGGAAACACCACCAUCUGUGGACUGGCACCAAAAUGUUGCUGUAAUUCUGUCCUGCAAAAUACAGCUGCAAAGUCUUCACUUAGUUAGUACCUUCACCCAAACAAGCUUUUAGCAUUUACCUCCUUGCUCACAAUCCUGGUGUUUGCACAGAUAUGCACUUGAUGCUUCCUGAGAACUCCACUGGCAACCUGUUUGGUUGCAGACACUAGAGUCACCCAUUUCCUGAAGGAAUGUGGGAUCAUACAGCAGGGACAGCUGGCUGCUAGCACCAAGAGGGAUCAAUGGGUUUCUCAUUAGUGGAAGAUUCUAAAGGAUUGUGAAAGAAUCAAACAGUUUAAAAAUGUAUUAUAUCCAUUAUUCAGUCUUGAAACAGCUCUCCCCUCUACCAAGCUCUGCCAAAACCCCGUUAACUUAGUUUCUCUUUAGCAAGCUCUUCUCAUCCUGCUGAAACCCGGAGGGGAAACACAAAGUUUAAGAACAAUUUGCCCAUCUGAGCAGCUGGGUGGUACAUCCAUGCCAGGAAUGACUGCCUUCCAUGCAAGAUUUGCUCAGAAAACAGUUUCAGUCCUCAUCACAGGAUUCCUAAGGAAAUUAUUCCUGUGCUCAUCUUUGCCUAUUUUCAGAAGUGACUUCCCCUCAGUCACAUUGCUCUAGAAUGUGCUUUCAAACACCUCUGUCUUUCUACAGAUCCUUAUCUUUUAUAGGCAGAGACAAAUCACUUAGCACUUGCACUGGUUUGCCAGAUCCCAGACUUAAAAAUUCAGGACACAUUUUCCGAUUCCUACCAAAUGGAAUUCAGCUUCUGUUUAACACACUUGGACAUAAGCCCAAAUUACAUCCAUUACAUCUCAGAGUCUAAAGAUAAAAGUAGGGACCUGCUUCAUCCAUGCUCUCUCCCCCUUCCCUGGCAUGGCCAGGAAUACAGCUGGUAUCUCUCACACCAGUGAAGAGGAGCACUCUAGGACUUGUUCCAUAACAUCCAGGUCCAUGAACAUCGAGAAAAAUGAAUGUCUAUAACUUAACCAGGAAGAUGUUAAGGAUCCACGGUGUUGGGGCUGCUGCAUUAUAGCUGUCCUGCUUUUAACAAUGGCUCAGAGCAGGAAUAGCAGUGAGCAGCCUUUUGACCCAUCAAGGUACUAUCUAAACUGGCUGGUUUCACUUGAGAUCUGCUCAUUAUUCCCAACCCACUAUGUCACUUACACCCCUCUACCCUGGCUUUACACAUUAAUGUUUUUCAUACUUAGCUAUAACCAUAUACUCAGAGGUGCACAUCGUGGAUGAAAGACCUCAGAGGCAUUGCUGGAGUCAAGUUUGCCAAUCACAACUGCACACCUGCCCAUGCUGCCAUCACCAGCACUGACAAAGCUUCCUCAAACACAUUUCUGGAGAUGUUCAAUGCCAGAUCAUGAGGCUCUUUUUAGUUGUUUAGAAACUGCAGGGUUAUAUAUUGGUGUUGCUACAGUCCACAUUUUUAUGGGCUGGACAAUUAUUUGGAACCUGAGAAAAAUGCACAAAUGCAUCUCUUUCAUGUAAGACUGGUAGCAGAAAGCAGUACAGGGUAACUAGAAGUGUGUGGCAGUUCUGUUUAGCAGUGGCUAGCUCCAGACUGUAAGGCAGCAAGUUGUUUGCUGACUGUGGAAGGCAGGUUGCUUAUUUUGACAAGAGAUCUACUCUAGCAGGACGCAAGUGAGCUGGAUAACAAAUGAUUAUCCUUCUCUUUGUAGCAC
Molecule: messenger RNA, 4053 nt
Organism: Motacilla alba alba
Lineage: Eukaryota; Metazoa; Chordata; Aves; Passeriformes; Motacillidae
Product: excitatory amino acid transporter 4-like
Exons: 11
Coding region: 319-2022 (567 amino acids)
Biological process (GO): L-glutamate transmembrane transport
Cellular component (GO): plasma membrane
Molecular function (GO): neutral L-amino acid transmembrane transporter activity; L-glutamate transmembrane transporter activity; glutamate:sodium symporter activity
Source: RefSeq, a predicted model, not a curated record